Messenger RNA from Fundulus heteroclitus (mummichog), 2141 nucleotides. Its product is annotated as aldehyde dehydrogenase 7 family, member A1. Lineage: Eukaryota; Metazoa; Chordata; Actinopteri; Cyprinodontiformes; Fundulidae. Gene Ontology annotation, molecular function: aldehyde dehydrogenase (NAD+) activity. The record is from RefSeq and is a predicted model, not a curated record. The transcript is spliced from 2 exons. The coding region runs from base 123 to 1751 and encodes 542 amino acids.
ACUGUGCGUCGGCUCAGCCGUCCAAUCAGAAGUCAGCACAGCAGAGGUGCUUCCGUUUAAGAAAGCGAGUACUUCCCUGCUCCGGACUGGACGUGGCCUAGUCGGCUUUACAGCAACCAUCCAUGCAGCGCUGCCUUACUCUGACCCUUGCCCGGCACAGCAGGCUACUUUUGAGAAACGAAUUUGCAUCUGUUCGCUGCCACCAGUCAGCGGCCAUGUCGAGUCUCCUCAUCAACCAGCCCAAAUACUCGUGGCUGAAGGAGCUGGGUUUAUCCGAGGACAACCCAGGGGUUUACAACGGGAGCUGGGGGGGCAGCGGCGAGGUGGUCACGUCCUACUGCCCCGCCAACAAUGAGCCGAUAGCCAGAGUUACUCAGGCUACGUUGGCAGAGUACGAAGAAACCGUCCAGAAGGCGAGGGAGGCCUGGAAGGUGUGGGCAGAUAUUCCAGCUCCAAAGAGGGGAGAGAUUGUGAGGCAGAUCGGGGAUGCAUUAAGAAAGAAAAUCAAGGUGCUCGGAAGUCUGGUUUCUCUAGAGAUGGGUAAGAUCUAUGUUGAGGGAGUGGGCGAAGUGCAGGAGUACGUUGACGUCUGUGAUUACGCUGUCGGUCUGUCGAGGAUGAUUGGUGGGCCCAUCCUUCCCUCCGAAAGACCCGGGCACGCUCUUCUGGAGCAGUGGAACCCAGUUGGCCUCGUCGGCGUCAUCACGGCCUUUAACUUCCCUGUGGCUGUCUACGGCUGGAACAACGCCAUCGCCCUGACCUGUGGCAACGUCUGCCUCUGGAAGGGUGCCCCGACCACCCCUCUGACCAGUGUUGCAGUCACCAAAAUAGUGGCUGAGGUGCUGGAACAGAACAAUCUGCCCGGGGCCAUCUGCUCCAUGACCUGCGGCGGCGCCGACAUCGGCACUGCCAUGGCGAAGGACGAACGCGUGGAUCUUGUGUCGUUCACCGGCAGCACCCACGUCGGGAAGCUCGUGGCCAUGAUGGUGCAGGAGAGGUUUGGACGCAAGUUGUUGGAGCUCGGCGGAAACAACGCCAUUAUCGUGUUUGAGGACGCAGACCUGAGCCUGGUGGUUCCCUCCGCCGUGUUUGCUUCGGUAGGGACUGCCGGCCAGCGCUGCACCACAACCAGGAGGCUGAUGCUCCACGAGAGUGUCCACGACACAGUGGUUGAGAGGGUGGCGAAGGCCUACAAACAAGUUCGCAUCGGAGACCCUUGGGACCCAAGCACCCUCUACGGCCCCCUGCACACCAAACAAGCCGUGGAGCAGUAUCUGGCUGCCAUUGAGCAGGCCAAGCAGCAGGGGGGUACCGUGGUCUGCGGGGGAAAGGUGAUGGAUCGUCCUGGAAACUACGUGGAGCCCACCAUCAUUACAGGAUUGCCUCAUGACGCGCCCAUCGUCCACACCGAAACCUUCGUCCCCAUCCUCUAUGUGCUCAAGUUCAAGACGGAAGAGGAAGCCUUUGCCUGGAACAACGAGGUCAAGCAGGGCCUGUCCAGCAGCAUCUUCACCAAAGAUAUGGGCAGAGUCUUCCGCUGGAUGGGGCCCAAAGGGUCCGACUGUGGCAUCGUGAAUGUCAACAUUCCCACAAGCGGGGCUGAGAUCGGAGGAGCGUUCGGCGGCGAGAAACACACCGGCGGUGGAAGAGAAUCGGGCAGCGAUUCUUGGAAGCAGUACAUGAGGCGCUCGACGUGCACGAUAAACUACAGCAAGGAUCUUCCCCUGGCGCAGGGCAUCAAGUUCGAGUGAUGCCCUCUAGUGCACUUCCGCAACACUAAAUCUUUGUAGUUUUCACGAUGUUAAAUAGUGCAAAACAUUUGCCUUUGCAUUCAGUAAGGUCAGCAGGAAAUGUGGAAAAACCUGGGAAUAAUUUUAAAGCGGCGUUUAGUCAUGAAUGUUGAUGCUAAUCCUGCAUAUGAAACAAGUUUGGAUAAUUUUCUGUUCAGGUCAAAUUCAGGUCAAAUGCUAAUCUCAAAAUGUUAAUGUGCACUUUUUUUACAAGCACAUAAGGGUCUGCUUGGUAACUAGAUGACUGUACCCAAGGCUUUAUACUGUAAAAAAAAAAAAAACUAUUUUGGAAGAGAAAUGUCAAUGAACUUGAAUGAUUAAAGAGCUUGUUAAUAAAUGUAGUUAACAAAA